AUGACUGAUGUUACAAAUUUAGAAUCAUUAAGUGAACCUAAACACCUUAGUAUCAAAGAGGUGUCGGCAUUUGAAUGUGAACAAGAUUCCGAUGAUUCUGACGAUGUAAGAACGAUAUUUUUUAUUUUCAAUAAUGUUGAUAUUGAUUGGAGGCACGUUGAUAGGGCUUACUUAUUUGAAUAUACUCACACGUUUCUACAACUCAGCGGGAAAACUUUGGGACUCUGUUUCCACGAUGAAUUUCAGGCUCACAUUCCAUGUUUCAUUUUAAACAAUUUCCAUAGAGCAAGAGUCUGCACUUGUACUGGCGACGGGCGUUUGAAGAGAGCUUUUGCAAGAAUUUUAAGCAAAAAGACAGUGAAGACGAGAUUUCAAAGAGAGCGUUUGGCAGAAUUUUAA
This is a messenger RNA of Helobdella robusta, 399 nucleotides long. RefSeq lists its product as hypothetical. The coding region runs from base 1 to 399 and encodes 132 amino acids. The record is from RefSeq and is a predicted model, not a curated record. The transcript has 3 exons. NCBI's taxonomy places the organism in Eukaryota, Metazoa, Annelida, Clitellata, Rhynchobdellida, Glossiphoniidae.